UUAAUUUACGAACAGUAUUCGUCUGUGAGGACCCUCUGACGAAAGACCCACAACAUCCAAGAUGGCGGCGGCGGCUGCUUCCCUCGUUUCGUACGGCAGCGACUCAGAUUCGGAAAACGAGUCCGAAUCCGGUACCAGUCCGCAGAAAGUCGACCCAGACGCUCUAGCUCAUCUUCAGCCGUUAAAAUCCGGUAGCAUAACGACGAUAGCCGUGCUGAAUGCCGCGCCUGAAGUCGCCGUGAAGGAAGAUGUUGAGACCGGGGUUCAUCUUGAUCCAGCACUCAAAGAAGUCACUUACAACCCUACAUUUGAAACCAUGUUUGCUCCAGAGUUUGGACCAGCAAACCCGUUCAGAUCCCAGCAGAUGGCCGCCCCGAGGAACAUGCUGUCUGGUUUCGCCGAACCGGCUCAUGUCAACGACUUCAUGUUUGAGCAACAGAGGAGAACGUUCUCUACGUUUGGUUACGCUCUGGACCCGUCUGUGGACACCAGUCAGGUCUCGUCCAACAGCUACAUUGGAGCCGUAGAAGAAGCAGAGAAAAACAAAGGGCUGACGGUGUUUGAGGCGGGAGCGAAGAAGCCGGAGAAGAGGAAGAAGGUGAAAGGUGGAGAAGCGUCGGACAUCGACAGCUUCCUCGGACCCUGGGCCAAAUACCAGGAUGAGAAAGACGUGGCCAAACCCUCCGAGGACGAGAAGAAAGAGCUGGACGAGAUCAUAGCCAAGAGACAGAAGAGAGGCAAGAAUGAAGAAGAGGCUCCAGCGGAGGAGAAGACCAUCCUGCACAUUAAAGAUGCGUACGAUUAUCAGGGCCGCUCGUACCUGCACGUUCCUCAGGACGUGGGCAUCAACCUGCGCUCAGCGGACAUCCCAGACAAAUGCUACCUGCCCAAGAAACAGCUGCACGUCUGGACCGGACACACCAAGGGGGUCAGCGCCAUCCGUCUGUUCCCGAUGUCUGGUCAUCUCCUGCUCUCCUGCUCCAUGGACUGUAAGAUCAAGUUGUGGGAGGUUUAUAACGACAGGAGAUGUGCGCGGACGUUUAUUGGUCACAGUAAAGCUGUGCGUGACAUUUUUAACAACACUGGCACACAGUUCCUGAGCGCCGCCUACGACAGAUAUCUCAAACUCUGGGACUCAGAGACGGGUCAGUGCAUCGCCCGCUUCACCAACAGAAAGGUUCCCUACUGCGUGAAGUUCAACCCGGAUGAGGACAAGCAGAGCCUGUUUGUCGCUGGGAUGUCGGAUAAGAAGAUCGUCCAGUGGGAUAUCCGCUCCGGCGAGGUUGUUCAGGAGUACGACAGACACCUCGGCGCCGUCAACACCAUCACCUUCGUGGACGAGAACCGGCGCUUCGUCAGCACCUCCGACGACAAAAGCCUGCGCGUCUGGGAGUGGGAUAUUCCUGUGGACUUCAAGUACAUCGCUGAGCCCAGUAUGCACUCGAUGCCUGCGGUCACGCUCUCGCCCAACGGUAAGUGGCUGGCCUGUCAGUCCAUGGACAAUCAGAUCCUGAUCUUCGGAGCGCAGAACAGAUUCCGGCUCAACAAGAAGAAGAUCUUCAAGGGUCACAUGGUGGCGGGAUACGCCUGUCAGGUGGACUUCUCUCCAGACAUGAGUUACGUGGUUUCCGGCGAUGCUGACGGGAAGCUGAAUAUCUGGGACUGGAAGACGACGAAGCUCUAUCAUCGGAUCAAGGCGCAUGAUAAGGUGUGCAUCAGCGCUCUCUGGCAUCCUCACGAGACGUCGAAGGUGAUCACCUGCGGCUGGGACGGUCAGAUCAAGCUCUGGGACUGACCGCAUCUGUCCUUCGUCCUGAACCUGAGCUUUUAACACUGAUGUGAGAUGAUGAUGAUGAUGAUUAUUACAGGGCUGGUAUCCAGUCAUAAACACACACACACACACACACACACACACCAGAGACUUCAGCUCAUGCUUUUUGUUUUAUAAUGAAUGAAUCUGUAUCUCCAGUGUCUCCCAUUUCUGUCUUUUUGAGGAUAAUAAAUGUCUCUUGUUUA
Messenger RNA from Onychostoma macrolepis, 2016 nucleotides. RefSeq names its product cell division cycle 40 homolog (S. cerevisiae) (gene cdc40). The record is from RefSeq and is a predicted model, not a curated record. Gene Ontology annotation, cellular component: catalytic step 2 spliceosome. NCBI's taxonomy places the organism in Eukaryota, Metazoa, Chordata, Actinopteri, Cypriniformes, Cyprinidae. Gene Ontology annotation, molecular function: protein binding; mRNA binding. Gene Ontology annotation, biological process: mRNA splicing, via spliceosome.